Effrenium voratum is the source of this 659-nucleotide messenger RNA. Lineage: Eukaryota; Dinophyceae; Suessiales; Symbiodiniaceae. The record is from the annotation of a GenBank genome assembly.
AGGUUCACCUUCACCCAACUUGAGUAUAGGGAGGAACUGCCGGCCAAGAGCAGGCUGCUACCAUCCCGAUGCAGCCAUGGGGGCAAGCUGCUCGCCCAGCGCAGGGACUUCGUGCCGACCGGUCCAGAGGUGUUGCGGGGGCGAUGCUGACCACCCGCUUUUGAUGAAUUCUAGACCGGAGCCCUACGAUGUGUACGGCUAUCCCGAAGAGUCGCUGUCUAUUACGGACAUGGCGGUUGCGGACGGCAGUCAUGCCUUGGUCCAGAGGUUGGAGGGGGGGUGGUUUCGGAAAUCCGACGGCACAGCGGUCGGGGAGGUUUUUGCAGGCCACAUUAUUUGGAACAAAGCCUGGGAUAUGGAGUUGGAGUGGUCGAAAGUUCAGGAAGUUGGCUCCAGUAUGGUGCAGAUUGAAGUGCAAGGCCGGUGCUACGUGGGGGUCACCUGUUUUGAUGCCCAAUGCACCAUUACAUGGAAUGAUGGUGACGUCUGGGUCAUGAAAUGAGCUGGAAGCUCUCGCCCGAUUUUCCGAGAGGCGAAGCCUGCGGAGAGUCUUGAUGUAGUCUAGGUGAGUAUCAGGAAUUGCUGCACGCACUCCGAAAGUGGAGCUAAGAUAAUGUUAGCACGCUCUCACAGGACCCCACCUUUUCAUCCCAAACCCC